UAAGAUUACGAUAUGCACCUAUUUCGUCAGUUUUUGGUGAACAAACGUGUUAAGUAGUUCAAAAUGUUGUUUUAUGGAGCAUUAAUUAUAAGUCUAGUGUCCUUUUCUGAAGCCAAAAUUCGCCCUAAUAACGAAAUUAAGGUAAUUAAUGGCAAUGAUGCACAAAAAGGGCAAUUUCCGUGGCAGGUGGAGUUAAUGUUGGAAACAACAGAUAAUAAUCGUAUUUUCUGUAGUGGUGCUAUUAUUAGUCAUGUUUGGGUUCUCACUUCUGCGUCUUGUAUUCAAAAUGCAAAUUCUAUUUCUGUAUCUUAUGGAUCCAAUAAUUCGAGUGAUGCUACGACAAUAGAAUCUAAAAGUCACAUAAUUUAUAAAAAUUUUAACAAUGAUACUCUUCAAAAUGACAUAGGAUUGGUGGAACUAAAGUCACAUAUAAUUUUUGAUGAAACCACUCAAGCUAUUUCUUUGAGUGAAGACGUGGUGGGGGAUGGAGUUAACGUUACAAUCGCUGGUUGGGGACACUCCAAAAAUGAUUCCGAUAAAAAUAAUAACAGAACUGAAAUUUUACAAUAUGUGAAUAUUUCUACUAUUAAGAAUUCAGAAUGUGCAGAAGUUUUUGGUCGUGACGUUGUUACUUCAACUGUGCUUUGUACACACAACUCAAGUCUUGUACAAGGUCCUUGUAUUAACGACGGUGGAGCCCCCUUAAUUAUGAAUGCCGCCACUGACCCUCAACAUGUCGGUAUCUUCAGUUUUAUGGGAGAAAACGGGUGUGAAAAAAAUUAUCCUGCGGCGUAUACAAGAACAGCAUCGUAUUUAGAUUGGAUUAAAAAUAAUACCGAUGUUUAAUUUAUUGUCACUUGCAAAUAAAAAAUUCGUUUUUUUUUC
This is a messenger RNA of Tribolium madens (black flour beetle), 885 nucleotides long. RefSeq names its product brachyurin-like. Gene Ontology annotation, biological process: proteolysis. The record is from RefSeq and is a predicted model, not a curated record. NCBI's taxonomy places the organism in Eukaryota, Metazoa, Arthropoda, Insecta, Coleoptera, Tenebrionidae. The transcript has 5 exons. Gene Ontology annotation, molecular function: serine-type endopeptidase activity. Bases 64 to 846 code for a protein of 260 amino acids.